AUGCCGCUCGCGUACUUGGAAAUCUGCCUCAGUUUAUACGGUUUCUACCUAAGAGUCUCUUCUGGGCUGUGUGGUCACGCAGCUUGGCCGGAUUGGUCCUCGGGGUCGUGGGCUAUGAAAACCGGACUUUCUUCUCCCGCGCGGGAUAAUCAGGGAAUAAAUUCUGUAUUCUGGGUGGCGUGGCUGCCACAUGGGCCUCCUCCUGAACAUGGACAUGUGCCUCAAGCGCAAAUCUUUGAUCUUCUAUACCAGCGAAUGAUACAAUGCAAUGAUGGGAUCGCCCUUGCGCUCGAAACGUCACUCCGAGGGCUCGAUAUUUUUGGUAAUCUGCCCUUGCUCCUGAAACGCCACCCCGACGGUCCUAUAUUUUUGGAGAAUCUAUGUCUGCGGCUCCUCGCCUUGUAG
Molecule: messenger RNA, 405 nt
Organism: Guyanagaster necrorhizus
Lineage: Eukaryota; Fungi; Basidiomycota; Agaricomycetes; Agaricales; Physalacriaceae
Exons: 2
Coding region: 1-405 (134 amino acids)
Source: RefSeq, a predicted model, not a curated record